AUGGCGAGCGCAUAUUCGGAGAAAGAGCCUGUGGCGCGAGAUACCUUGUAUAGCCCGCCUUCGACGGGAGGGUUGAAGAGCAAAGAGCAGGAAAUUGACAGUCGAUCCAUCCAAUCGACACCGUCCAUCACACCUUCCACGCCCUCGACAGCAGCAGAGCCCCAAGAUAUCGAGAUCGGAAACGAUGUGCUGCGAAGGACUGUCACGCUCAAGAAUCCCCUGGUCAAGAUCCCUCGUUCGGAGAGGCGCGGUCUCUUCGCGCGCUUUGCCCUCGUGGCCGAGGUCACCGAGCCUGUAGACUACAACAAUCGCACCAAAUGGUUUAUUACCUUGACUGUGGCCAUUGCCGCCGCUGCAGGCCCGGCUGGGAGUGGCAUCAUCCUUCCAACUCUUGAUCAGGUGGCCACUGAGCUUCACACCACAGCGACUACGACCAAUCUGUCCAUCGCACUGUACAUGCUGAGCAUGGCCAUAUUUCCAUUGUGGUGGUCCGCAUUUUCAGAGGCUUCGGGACGUCGCUCAGUCUAUCUCGUGUCUUUUGCUCUCUUCACCGUGUUUGCUGUCUUGAGUGCCGUGUCUCAGUCGAUCGCUAUGCUUGUGAUCAUGCGAAUGUUAUCUGGCGGAGCUGCAGCGUCAGUCCAGGCCGUCGGAGCAGGCACCAUCGCUGACAUCUGGGAGGUGAGGGAGAGAGGCAGUGCUAUGGGGAUUUUCUAUCUCGGUCCACUUUGCGGUCCAUUGGUGUCGCCCAUCGUGGGCGGUGCUCUAGGCCAACGCUGGAAUUGGAGGGCCACCCAGUGGGCUCUUGUCGUACUCGGAGUCCUAACCUGGAUUAUGGUCUUCUUUGCGCUGCCCGAGACUCUCAAAAGGAGAAAAGCCGUUGUCGAGGAGUUCGCGGCCGAGACAGCUUCCGUGGCAAGUCGCGGCAGUCGACCCGACUUGAGUCGGGCUUCGACGCGGGAGGUCGUCCAGGAAAGGUCGAAGAAGUACCUGAAGGCGACGAAGACGAUGGUCGUGGACCCCCUGAGGGUCAUCUUAUACCUCAGGUUUCUACCCGUGGCAUUGACAGUCUACUAUGCUUCGGUGACAUUUGGCUCGCUUUACGUCCUGAAUGUAAGCAUACAGUAUACGUUUGAAAGAGAACCAUACCAAUUCUCGACCAUCAUUAUCGGGCUCCUGUACUUGCCCAACUCGGUCGGGUACUUCUUUGCCAGCAUAAUUGGUGGUCGGUGGAUGGACUCCAUCAUGCACCGGGAAGCCAUGAAGGCCAACCGAGUCAACGAGCAGGGGAAGUUGAUCUUCCGACCUGAAGAUCGGAUGCGCGAGAAUGCAUGGCUGGGUGCCUUCCUCUAUCCUGCAGCCAUGAUUUGGUAUGGUUGGACCGUAGAGAAUGGGGUCUUUUGGCUGGCACCGAUGAUCGCGAACUUUUUCUAUGGGAUAGGCACGAUGCUCAUUUUCGGCAUCGCUACGACCAUGCUGACCGAGUUCAUGCCUCAACGAUCGUCGGCCGGCGUCGCCUUGAACAACUUCUGUCGAAAUAUUCUUUCAUGUAUUGGCAGCAUCGUUGGGGCGCCUUUGAUAUCCUCCAUUGGCAAUGGGUGGCUGUUUACCAUCCUGGCUCUUUGGACAUUUUCCAGCGCCUCGGUCAUUUGGGCCAUGAAGCGAUAUGGGCCACGGUGGCGAGAAAAGCUAGACCGAGAACUUAGAUGA
This is a messenger RNA of Capronia epimyces CBS 606.96, 1707 nucleotides long. RefSeq lists its product as uncharacterized. The record is from RefSeq and is a predicted model, not a curated record. The transcript is spliced from 4 exons. Lineage: Eukaryota; Fungi; Ascomycota; Eurotiomycetes; Chaetothyriales; Herpotrichiellaceae. Gene Ontology annotation, biological process: intracellular polyamine homeostasis; transmembrane transport. Bases 1 to 1707 code for a protein of 568 amino acids. Gene Ontology annotation, molecular function: polyamine transmembrane transporter activity.